CAACAGAGAGGCCAGUGCGAUAGUCUAUCAGAGUGUAGGCUUGCGUUCGACGCCUUUCAAUUCUAGGCCGACAUCCAGCCUGAAUAUAGAGCAACCAUUCUCGUUUAAUCCGACACCUCUACCUGUGGAAGUUUGCUAAAUAAGGCCGUAUACAAAAUUCAGUGCAUCUGUGAUGUUAGACAUUCUCAUGUGCCUUGCGUCGCAUCUAUACGUUGCUGGAUUUAUUUUCGUCCUUGUUGCAGUGAGCUGCUACCGGUUGAGGCCGGUAUACCUCACAAUUUCACGGCUACUGAACAAUCUUUCGAGACCGACAGUAGACAAAUUUCGCUAUGGAUACUAUGGCCAAACGCACGAUCAAGGCGCAGCUAGUCCCAGCUGCUGAUUGCCAAGCGCAUUGGAUCAUUACCUUCAGCGAGUUGAGCGAAUGUAUCAAUGCAAAUCUUACAGGAAAUACGCUCCAUUAUACACGGCAUCACGUUUCAGGAGUCUUGGACACCAUCGAGUUUCACAUCAGAUACGGUUGCCCACCAAUUGAUCAACUGAAAGGAGAUAUGUGGCUUCCGGGUCGUAUUAUGCAGCGACAGGAAUUCUGCCGCUGCACGGAGUGGGUAUGGGGGGUAAUCUGGAGGUAUACUGAGCUUGGCUGUAUCGAGAAGCUCUCUACGGAUGGAGUUCCACUUGACGAAUUAUGGGAUAAGCUGCUCCAGAGACAGACCGACGCUCUGACCACUUCUGGCUGCUUAGAGGUCGAAGCUGAUACCGCGCAGGAGGGUUCGCGUAAUGAGGAAGAUAAUGGCCAGGAGGUCAGGUCCGUCAAGGUUAUGCAUCGUCAACAUCAGGAAGCUGAGGAGUAGGAAAACAGCAUUGGUGCUGGAAAUGAUGUAUCUAGAUAUUUGAUUAAUCAAUUUGUAUGCUCUCUCCGCACGACUAGCGUCUGGUUGCCUAUUGGACAUUACCACUCGAGUGAUGCAAACUGAAGAUCAGAGAAUCAUAUGAACGAU
Messenger RNA from Paecilomyces variotii, 1001 nucleotides. RefSeq lists its product as hypothetical. The transcript is spliced from 3 exons. Bases 330 to 854 code for a protein of 174 amino acids. The record is from RefSeq and is a predicted model, not a curated record. Lineage: Eukaryota; Fungi; Ascomycota; Eurotiomycetes; Eurotiales; Thermoascaceae.